Styela clava is the source of this 2168-nucleotide messenger RNA. RefSeq lists its product as uncharacterized. NCBI's taxonomy places the organism in Eukaryota, Metazoa, Chordata, Ascidiacea, Stolidobranchia, Styelidae. The record is from RefSeq and is a predicted model, not a curated record.
GAAGAUUUUUUCGUCCUCGAAGUUUGGUAUAUUAUUUGGGCAACAGGAAGAACUUUGGGCUGUUGCGUAAAUUGUGGAAACAGGAACAAUAUUAUUUUUCACAUUAUGCAUAUAUGGAGUGCAGAAGUUCAUUAUAGCAAAUCGAAGAGCAGUUGAAAGAAAGCUAAUAGACAGCAUCUUUGUAUAGUUUAGAGAUAAAGCUUACUACUGAAAGUGUAUUUGGAAGUCAUAGUAUUGUAAAUACUUUCUCAUUUUCGAGGGAAUAGCCAGUAACCCUGUCUUCACAUAGCAAAGGACAAAAUGUUAUAAUUUAAAUAAAAAGACAACAAUUUCGCCAAAAAUCUCAAAUGUACCGAGUCAUAGUAUCACCACCUCAUUACAAAUUUGAGAGAACUGGCAUCAACAAUAUCAUGUUGCCUUUCGCCGUUAAAUCACGACCUACUUAAAAUUACUAGGUGCUUAUUUGAUAUAUUUCUAUUUGCGGAUCGCAGAUUGACAAAUGAGAAGGAAGAAAGCGCAUCUAGCAAUAUAGUCGUAUAUGACUUUAAACGUAUUUCCCACUGUACUAUAGUAUUGGUGUAUCCCUUGCGAUUUAAUUGCAAUAGUUAAUUGGUUUCUGUAUACAGAGGAUUCGUAGCAAUUAAUUGUUAUGAACAUGAAGACGGUAUCUGUGAUGACAGUUUCGAUGGUUAUAUUUGUUUGUCUAAUGAAAAUAGCCAAAGCACUGAGAUGUUACGAGUGCGUAAACGCGGCAAGUGAAAGUGAAUGUAGCUGGAAAACUAGGACAUGUGAAGUCGAUCAGGAAAUGUGUUAUACCGAAAUUCGUAAUUACGGUGACAGAGUAUCGAUCACGAAAUCCUGUUAUCAGGGAAAGGCUUGUGCUAUACUUGCUUCUCAAAACUCACACGAGUGUCCGAGAGUUUGUUCUCUUUGUUGCGAGGGAAAUUUGUGCAACAAAAAAGGACCUUCGGCUUGUGGAUGUAACUUAGUUUCGGUUUCGCAACUACCAACGACGACAGUGCCAAGGACAACAAGAAGAAAAAGGAAAAAACCAACCCGCCGAACUCCCACAAGAACGAGAACAACUAAAAGGCCAAAAACAUGUGAAGAGUCCUCAUUUGUGCCCAUUCCGGAAACAUCUGGGCAUCUGGAGUGUGGCACUGCAGAAAAAUCGGACUACAAUAUAUGUUCUCUUUCUUCUGAACAAGUAAUUAACAAAGGUCUCAUUCGGUAUCUCCACUUGAGCAUAUCCGACCAAAGCACUUCAUUCAAAACCUAUCAUCAGUGUAGAUAUAGCAUAGAUGGAGCCAGUUUAUCAACCACAAGCGAAGACUUUGACGAUCCUAAUAAACCUAUCAAUUUGGUGUGUAUCAACAUGACAUCAUCUGAAAUCAGUGUCCCAGCCGACGCGAAUAUUAAGAAGAGUGCUGAAACGAAAUCAGAUGAGAAUCAAGAAAAGCAAUUCGAAUGCUUUGUCGACGAUAUGUCCGUGAUGACGAUGUUCAAUGAAAGUAUGUUACAUGAUUAUGGAUCAGCAGAAAACGUUGAUCAUGCUGAAACAGAAAAUCUGAAAGCUAUAAUGGAGCUGCGUAAAAUAUGUCAGAGUAGGAUAUUUUCGGUUCAAUGCUACAUUGCACAGAAGCCUCCCACAACAAUUCUUGUUACAACGCAGAAACUGACCACGAAGCCGAAUGAAACGACAAUAUAUGUUUCAUCAACUGUACAGGCAACAACACAAGUCAAUCAAACUAGCGCAGUGGCCAUUACUGCAAAAAUUCAAGCCGCUGCCGUUCCUACUUGGGGCAUAUCGAUGAUUGCUGUGGGCGGGGCACUGCUCGGAAUAUUUUUACUUGUAGUGCUUUUAAGACAGUGUGGCAAAUCGGGAUUUUAUCGCAUACAUAUGAGGAAAAAGAAGAAAGUAUCCCCGAAACACAAAGUAAACGCGUGAAUACGUUGAAAUAUUAUUAUUUUGAAAUGCCUCAAUAUUUUAACUCUGAAGUCGAUUGCUUGAUGUGUGAAGUCAUGGUAACACGGCACCACGUACAAAUAUACGUCACCACAUAAGUUGCCUAUCAACAAAGAAGUUCGGUGCUCAGCAGACUCUUUUUCUUAAUAAAAAUUAUCAUUUCUUUUUAUUCGAUGGCAAUAAAAUAGUAAAUCACAAAGGA